This is a messenger RNA of Salvelinus fontinalis (brook trout), 604 nucleotides long. RefSeq names its product guanine nucleotide-binding protein G(I)/G(S)/G(O) subunit gamma-5-like. The record is from RefSeq and is a predicted model, not a curated record. Gene Ontology annotation, biological process: G protein-coupled receptor signaling pathway. The transcript is spliced from 3 exons. Gene Ontology annotation, molecular function: G-protein beta-subunit binding. Lineage: Eukaryota; Metazoa; Chordata; Actinopteri; Salmoniformes; Salmonidae. Bases 98 to 304 code for a protein of 68 amino acids. Gene Ontology annotation, cellular component: heterotrimeric G-protein complex.
ACUGCGCAAGUCACAAUCGGAUGUGUGAUCAUCAGUGCUUUGUCUACCCGUCCGUCGAGCUAACAGCCCACCGCUUAAUUUCUAGAAAAUAGUAAAGAUGUCUGGCUCAUCAAACCUCGUUGCGAUGAAGAAAAUUGUCCAGCAGCUGCGUUUUGAAGCGAGCAUAAACAGAGUGAAGGUGUCCCAAGCAGCUGCAGACCUUCAACAGUUCUGCAUGCAAAAUGCCCUCCAGGAUCCCUUGCUCACUGGGGUGUCCUCCAGUACAAACCCCUUCAGACCACAGAAGGUGUGCUCCUUCUUGUGAGGACUACACAUAGGACAGACCGCAGCAUUUUUUGGCCUUCGUUUUGAUGCUACAGGGAAAAAGUUGACCUCAACACUGCUCCUCAUUGCCAACGGCAAUCCACUGCCACAGAAUCUUAUGAAGUGUAGAACAUGUCAGGAAGACUUGCCAUCUAUUUUCAGCCAACCACCUUAGAGGAUACGAUGAGACGGGUUUAUUUUUCAUGGCACGUGUGGUUUUCAAGUAAAUGAUUGUGCCUUUUCUAUUUUAUUCAUUGUUCUUGACUUUUUGUAUUUAGAAAUUAACAUUCUUCUUUCUCUA